UUUAAUAUCCAUGUUUCGUAUUCGUUUCGUGAAUUUGUUGAUUUUCUAAAAUCUGAAAUUCUCAUUAGAAAUUAUUAUAAAUAAUUCAUUUGUUAAAUAUUGGAUUUAAUUACUAUGAUUUUUAAGUUUAAUUUUAUAUAUAAUAUUAUUAUUUAUGUUAAUUAUUAGUAUAACAUCGCAUUGUUUAGUAAAAAGGUUAAAAAAAAUAAAAAGAAAAUGUAUAAAUAUAGAUAGCUUUAAAAUAAAAUAUUUAUUUGCUUUAAUUUUAUAAUUAAAUGUUAAUCUUAAAUGUUAUUAUUAUAUGUUAUUAUGAAUUUCUUUGAUGAUGUUAAAAAGAAAAUUUUUUUCUGACUAAUCUUUGUAAAUGAACAUUUAUCUUUCUUUUUAUUAUAAAAUUAUUCUUUAAUUUAUUAAUUAAUUAUCAAUCAUGAUUAAGGCUAUAUUAGUAUUUAAUAAUCAUGGAAAGCCUAGACUUUCUAAAUUUUAUCAAUAUUUUAAUGAGGAUAUGCAACAACAAAUAAUAAAGGAAACAUUUCAAUUAGUUUCAAAGAGAGAUGAUAAUGUUUGUAAUUUUUUAGAAGGUGGAAGUUUAAUUGGUGGAUCUGAUUAUAAAUUGAUCUAUCGGCAUUAUGCUACGUUAUAUUUUGUAUUUUGUGUUGAUAGUUCAGAAUCAGAGUUGGGAAUUUUGGAUUUAAUACAAGUUUUUGUUGAAACAUUGGAUAAAUGUUUUGAAAAUGUAUGUGAACUUGAUCUUAUCUUUCAUGUAGAUAAAGUUCAUUAUAUACUUAAUGAAUUAGUUAUGGGUGGAAUGGUUUUGGAAACUAAUAUGACUGAAAUACUUACAAGAAUUGAAGAUCAAAAUAAAUUGGAAAAACAGGAGGCAGGAAUCACAGCAGCGCCGGCGCGUGCUGUUUCUGCUGUCAAGAAUAUGAACAUACCACAACAGAUAAAGGAUAUGAAGUUGCCCGAUUUACCACAAGCUAUAAAAGAUCUUAAAUUCUGACCAGCCGUUACUUCGUUGGCUCCAAGCUGACUGGUUUCAACUAUAAAUGAAAAUGAUAUUAAAAGGG
Molecule: messenger RNA, 1070 nt
Organism: Apis mellifera (honey bee)
Lineage: Eukaryota; Metazoa; Arthropoda; Insecta; Hymenoptera; Apidae
Gene: or
Product: AP-3 complex subunit sigma-2
Exons: 3
Coding region: 428-1003 (191 amino acids)
Biological process (GO): intracellular protein transport; Golgi to vacuole transport
Cellular component (GO): AP-3 adaptor complex; intracellular membrane-bounded organelle; membrane coat
Source: RefSeq, a predicted model, not a curated record